Messenger RNA from Manihot esculenta (cassava), 2569 nucleotides. Its product is annotated as probable protein phosphatase 2C 23. Gene Ontology annotation, biological process: protein dephosphorylation. Bases 233 to 2260 code for a protein of 675 amino acids. The record is from RefSeq and is a predicted model, not a curated record. Gene Ontology annotation, molecular function: protein serine/threonine phosphatase activity. Lineage: Eukaryota; Viridiplantae; Streptophyta; Magnoliopsida; Malpighiales; Euphorbiaceae. The transcript is spliced from 4 exons.
CCUCCCUCCUCCUCUAAAAGUCAACUCCCUCUUCUCUUUCCUUCUUUUAUUCACCAUUGAGUUGUCCCUUUUCUUCUUCCCUUCUCUUUCUCUUUCUCCUUCUCCUUCUCCUUUGUUCACUUUGCUUUCUCUGCAAAACAAUGAACAAUCUAAUAUAGUCUUUGCAAUUCCAAACAAAAGGAGCAACAAGCAGCCAUUUUUCCAUCUGGGAUUUUUUAAGAUUUGUUCUUAGAUGGGUAACGGCGUUACAAAAGUCACUCACUGUUGUGCUGUCUCAGGGGAUAUCUCCCGCCGGCAUGAAAUCGCCGUUUAUGUCGGCGAGCAUCUCCAUAAGGGACUCGGUCAUUCCUUCUGCUACAUACCAGUCGACCAGGAUCGCUUGUCCAACUCCAAAAUCCACUCCGAGGAAACCACUGCCUUUUUCUCAAUCUCUGGCGCCUCUGUAAGCGCUAAUACUUCAACGUCUCUCAGUGAUGCUUGUCUCUACAGCUCCAGUUUGGAUGAGGCCUCUGCUUUUGAAAGCUCAGAUUCUUUCGCCUUUGUCCCUCUUCAGCCCGUCCCUCGUGGGCACCUUCAAUCCAGCUCUACUCUGCUCGUACCAGGUUCUAGUCCGAUUGAGCGAGGCUUUUUAUCGGGUCCAAUCGAGCGUGGAUUUCUUUCAGGACCCGUAGAACGCGGGUUCGUGUCGGCGCCGAUUGACAGCAGCUUAUAUUCCGGUUCGAUGGAGAAAGAGAAAGAAAAGGAGAGCGGUAGUGGUAAGAUACAGAGGAGCUUCUCUCACGGUAGCAUUGGCAUCGAAGAAAUCCAAGUUAAAACCAAGAAGCAAAAUUUCAUAAAGACAUUAAAGAGAGUAAUAUCGAACACCAUCUCGAGAGGGAAAAAAUCAAUAAUGGCACCGAUCAAAGGCGUUAAUAAACCAGUUCCAGUCAGUUGUAGUCCUAAUUUGAGUGCUCAGUUGAGUUCCAGUAAUGAGCUUGAUGAUGAUAGCUUGUUUUCAAUGGAAAGCCAGAAUCUUCAAUGGGCACAAGGGAAAGCUGGAGAAGAUCGAGUCCAUAUAGUGAUAUCAGAAGAACAUGGGUGCGUUUUUGUGGGGAUUUAUGAUGGGUUUAACGGCCCUGAUGCUCCAGAUUUUUUGCUCUCCAAUCUCUAUACUAAUGUGAAUGAGGAGCUCAAGGGACUGUUAUGGAGCGACAAGUUUGAACCCACUUCAAAAACAGAGAAAUCAGAGGAGGCUACACCUUCAACUGAUUUAAAUCAUCAUCCAAAGAUAAAGCAAGGGAAGAAUUCGAGGCAUAGGAGUAAAGCACCAGCAAAAAGAUGGGAGGAGAGCCAGAGCAGAUGGAGAUGCGAAUGGGACAGAGAAAGAAUGAAGCUUGAUAGGAAAUUAAAAGAUGAACUGAAUCGUAAAGGCUCUAACUCUAAUGGAGUUAACCAUUUCGAUGUUUUGAAAGCACUUUCUCAGGCAUUGAGGAAGACAGAAGAAUCCUACUUUGAAAUUGCUGAUAAGAUGGCAGAAGCGAAACCUGAGUUAGCUUUAAUGGGUUCUUGUGUUUUGGUAAUGUUGAUGAAAGGAGAAGAUGUUUACUUGAUGAAUGUUGGAGAUAGCCGAGCCGUUUUGGCUCAGAAAUGUGAAAACCAAGAUUUGAAGGUCAUUACUGAGGAAACCAUGCGUGAUCUCGAAGUCUUCAAUGGUGAUGAAUUGUGCAAAUUUAAUAGCUUGAGUUCUGUUCAGCUUACCAUGGAUCACAGCACCUACGUGCAUAAGGAAGUUCAAAGGAUCAAGAAACGACAUCCUGAUGAUCCUUCUGCAGUAAUGAAUGAUAGAGUGAAAGGGUACUUGAAAGUCACGAGGGCUUUCGGAGUUGGCUUUCUCAAGCAGCCAAAGUGGAAUGAUUUGCUCUUAGAGAUGUUUCGAAUCGAUUACGUUGGAAAUUCUCCAUACAUUUCUUGUUUUCCAUCACUAUAUCACCAUAGACUGAGCUCAAGAGACAGGUUUUUAAUACUGUCAUCUGAUGGACUAUACCAGUAUUUCACCAAUGAAGAAGCUGUCUCAGAGGUUGAAUUGUUCAUUUCUGCGUUUCCUGAAGGAGAUCCUGCUCAGCAUCUCAUCGAGGAACUUCUGUUUCGUGCAGCCAAAAGAGCUGGGAUGGACUUCCAUGAGUUGCUGGCUAUUCGGCAAGGUGAUCGGCGCCGCUACCAUGACGAUGUUUCUGUUAUAAUUAUUUCUUUGGAAGGCAGGAUUUGGCGGUCAUCUGUGUAAAUAAAACCAAGUGUUUUUUUGCUCUACAAAUUUUCUAGUCGUCUGAGUUUUCUCUAAUUGACUAAAAUUUUUAAUUUUCGCUCCUGAUAUUACCUCACCUUUAAAAGAAAAAAGGCACAUAGAAAGCUAGAUAUGUGAAAUUUAUGAAUCCAUAUAACGGUUGACAAUUUUUUUUUUUUCCUUUUUAGUUUAUUUCUUCUAUUGUAACAUACCAACUAGUCUUAGAGAUGAGAGGCUUGAGGCUCUUAUUGCAUGUAUAAAGUUUUGGUAUACUAUUAUACUCUGAAAUUGUAGAAAAUUAUGUUAGUU